This is a messenger RNA of Erythranthe guttata (spotted monkey flower), 693 nucleotides long. RefSeq names its product peptidyl-prolyl cis-trans isomerase Pin1. Lineage: Eukaryota; Viridiplantae; Streptophyta; Magnoliopsida; Lamiales; Phrymaceae. Gene Ontology annotation, molecular function: peptidyl-prolyl cis-trans isomerase activity. The record is from RefSeq and is a predicted model, not a curated record. Gene Ontology annotation, cellular component: cytosol; nucleus.
CUCCCACACCACCACCACUCCAGCCAGAAUUCGAUUGCACUUCUCUCGUAGAUCUUCACCUAAUCAGCAGAAAAAAUGUCGUCGAGCGAGCAAGUGGUGGCGUCGCACAUACUGAUUAAGCACGAAGGAUCCCGGCGGAAGUCGUCCUGGAAGGAUCCCGAUGGCCGCCGCAUCUCCGCCACCACUAGGGACAGCGCCGUCGCGCAGCUCAAAACCUUCCGCGACGAUAUCAUUGCCGGUAAAACGAGGUUCGAUGACGUCGCCUCUCGAUUCUCUGACUGCAGCUCGGCCAAGCGCGGCGGCGAUCUCGGUCCGUUUGGCCGUGGUCAGAUGCAGAAGCCGUUUGAAGAUGCCACAUUCAGUUUGAAGGUUGGUGAGAUUAGUGACAUUAUCGACACUGAUAGCGGGGCCCACAUAAUAAUGAGAACAGGUUGAUUUCAGAUCGGAUAAAGUAGUCAACAUGCCAAAUCAAGACUAUGUGUGUUCUUUAUGCUCUUUAACUUCGCUUAUCUCUGUUUUCUCCCCACGAUAUUAUGAACUUCAUCUAUUGGCAGGUUGUUACGAUAUUUUCUCUACGUGCAUUGUAGUAAAUAAGUUCUCUCCUUUUUGAAGAGUGAACUGAACAGCCCGAAUUCCCUAAUGCUUAGUUCUGAACUUGGAUUAUCUAUUUCGCUUUUCUUGAUUGUUUUUCUU